Messenger RNA from Aspergillus aculeatus ATCC 16872, 908 nucleotides. RefSeq lists its product as uncharacterized. NCBI's taxonomy places the organism in Eukaryota, Fungi, Ascomycota, Eurotiomycetes, Eurotiales, Aspergillaceae. The coding region runs from base 1 to 855 and encodes 284 amino acids. The record is from RefSeq and is a predicted model, not a curated record. The transcript is spliced from 4 exons.
AUGGCCGACAACACUAUACCAUCACCUUCCCAGUUGGCGCUCGCGCUGGCCAUCGUCAAGCAGAAGCCCCUCGGAACCACCAUGAAAGAUUACUUUACUCGCAUACGACAAUUCAUCAAAGCAGCCACGCCGACAGACCGGCCCACAAGCCGAGAUCAGUUCUUCGACAGUGUCGCAUUCUGGCAAAAAGCGUACGAGAAAUCCGAGGCCGAACAGAGCAAACUCCUUGACCGGAUAUACGAGCUGGAACAACUCAACGAAGUGCUUACCGCCAAAUUGCAUGACGCGAAUGCUGUCUCGAAAGACACGGUACAAGAAUCCACGAAGCGGAAGGCAACCUUAGAUGCUAGUAUGGCUGGCACUACGACUUCAAGGAAAAAGUCCAAAUCACAGGCACAGUCACAGAGCAGAGCUUGCAUGCUGAUCGAGAGUAUCUCUAAUGGGCUGGACGGUCAGCUACCUGAAUAUCUUGAAGAGCCUACAGCAUCAUUUAUGAGGAAGUUCUAUGCUCUGCAGAAGAUGUUGCAGCGGAGUCCCAACACUCCAGCUAUUGCGCUGGCUGCAGGCGAACUGUGCUCCGUCGCGGAAAACGAUAUACUCCGUGCAGUCCAACGGCAAGCCGGUUCCAAUCCAGAAGGAAGAGAUGCGUCCGUUGUCAAGGAUCCAAGUGCAGCGGCGAUUCUGAACAGUAUAUACAGCGCCCACCAGCUACUGCUUAGAGCAUUGAAGAAGGUCCCUUCGGGUGAAUCAGCAUUGCAAGGCCGUGGCCAGAUCAUUUUCCACCUUGUUCGACUGUCUGAGACAGUUAUCAAAGCCGACCAAAACAAGGUCUUCUGGGAGGUCGAAAAGGUCUAAGACAGGGCAUUCCAACAAUAAGAUCCCAUCAAGCACGAACGAUGAGGUUGCCC